This is a messenger RNA of Passer domesticus (house sparrow), 852 nucleotides long. RefSeq lists its product as uncharacterized. Lineage: Eukaryota; Metazoa; Chordata; Aves; Passeriformes; Passeridae. The record is from RefSeq and is a predicted model, not a curated record.
AUGGAUGAGGGUUUAGAGUCUUUCAUUAGUAAAUUUGCAGAUGACACUAAGCUGGGAGCAUGUGUCGAUCAGUUAGAGGGACAGAGAGCUUUGCAGAAGGACUUGGAACGGUUGGAUGGAUGGGCAGAAUCCAAUGGGAUGAAGUUCAACAAGUCCAAGUGCCGAGUCCUGCACUUUGGCCACAAUAACCCCCUGCAGCGUUAUAGGCUGGGGAUGGUGUGGCUGGACAGUGCUCAUGUGGAAAGAGACCUGGGGGAACUGGUUGACAGUCGGCUGAACAUGAGCCACCAGUGUGCUCAGGUGGCCAAGAAGGCCAAUGGCAUCCUGGCCAGUAUCAGGAAGUGUGUCCAGCAGGAGCAGGGAGGUCAUUCUUCCCCUGUACUCGGCACUGGUGAGGCCACACCUAGAGUACUGUGUCCAGUUCUGGGCCCUCAGUUUAGGAGGGACGCUGAGAUGCUUGAGCGUGUCCAAAGGAGAGCAACGAGGCUGGUGAGGGGCUUGGAACACAAGCCAUAUGAGGAACGACUAAGAGAGCUGGGUUUGUUUAGCCUGGAGAAGAGAAGACUCAGAGGUGACCUUAUCACUCUCUACAACUUCCUGAAGGGUGGCUGUGGUGAGCUGGGGGUCAGUCUCUUUCUCCGAGCAACAACAGAUAGAACAAGAGGACACAGUCUCAAGCUGCGCCAAGGGAGAUACAGGUUAGACCUAAGGAGGAAGUUUUUCACAGAAAGAGUGGUCAAACACUGGAAUCAUCUGCCCAGGGAGGUGGUAGAGUCACCAUCCCUGGAUGUGUUUAAAAGGAGACUAGAUGUGGCACUUAGUGCCAUGACCUAGUUGAGGUAUAAGAUAGGA